This is a messenger RNA of Perca flavescens (yellow perch), 1648 nucleotides long. It is a transcript of the gene fgf20b, whose product is annotated as fibroblast growth factor 20b. Lineage: Eukaryota; Metazoa; Chordata; Actinopteri; Perciformes; Percidae. Bases 557 to 1192 code for a protein of 211 amino acids. The record is from RefSeq and is a predicted model, not a curated record. The transcript has 3 exons. Gene Ontology annotation, molecular function: growth factor activity.
CCUUAGGAGAAGGAAAAAAAAAUAGAAAUCCCUGCCAGGGCACGUCUGAACUGUGACAGCCCCGCCCAUUACUAGUCCUGUGGCUUUGCACCUGCCUCACCACCCCUGCAACUUUGAGCGCAAACCCUCCAGGAGCUCCUGUACCUGCACUGCAGCGUUUAUUCAGCCCUGACUACUGAAUCUGCUUCUGCUAUGAAUGCUCCACGGCUCCACUGAGGCAUCACAGCUGUGAACAGGUAUAUGCAACACGAGGGCUAUCUGAGCAGCGACUGCAGCCCACCCCACCAACUGAUGAAGACGCAGCGGUAAAAAAAAAAGAAAAGAAAAGAAAAAGGAGAAAUCGGUGCAGCCAGCAGCUAAGAUUUGGUGAGUGUCUCAUGUCAGGGGAGAGAAAUCUGCGCGCCCGCGUGUCCUUGCGCAACGGGUACAUGCGCUAAGUAACGGAGGAGGUGGACGUAAACAUGCAUUAAGUGACAGCGGCGACUAGGUAGUCUACUACGCAAGAGCGCUCCCUCCGGACCUCCUCAUUGAACUUUACCCGCUGAGCUUUGACGCGAUGGCUGCUGCUGCUGCUCUGGGGGAAGUUGGAGGCGUCUUGCACGGCAUCGAUGGUGUCGCACAGGUCGGGUCCCAUUUCCUCCUGACCCCUUUUGGGGACAAUCCGACGCUUUUGGGGGAACACCUCAUACCUGGGGACAGGUUGUCUCGGAGCACCGCGGCGGAUUUAACGCACCUCAAAGGGAUUCUCAGGAGGAGACAGUUAUACUGCAGAACUGGUUUCCAUAUGGAAAUACUUCCGGAUGGCACAGUGCAAGGGACGAGGAAGGACCACAGCCGUUUUGGUAUUUUGGAAUUCAUAAGCCUUGCUGUUGGGUUGAUAAGCAUUAGAGGGGUGGACAGUGGACUCUAUCUGGGGAUGAACGACAAAGGAGAGCUGUAUGGUUCUGAGAAGCUCACAGCUGAAUGUGUCUUCAGGGAGCAGUUUGAGGAGAACUGGUACAACACAUACUCUUCCAACCUCUACAAACACGGAGACAAAGGGACGCGUUACUUUGUGGCAUUAAACAAAGACGGGACACCAAGGGACGGGACUAAGUCCAGGCGGCAUCAGAAAUUUACACACUUCUUGCCCAGGCCUGUGGACCCUGACCGUGUGCCAGAGCUGUACAGGGAUAUCCUGGGACACAGCUGAGACCCGGAGGCCGGAUCCAGUUCAGGAAGUUGCUAAAGCCCUGGCAGGCAGGGCAGCAGAGAAGAGGAGAGGGACGCAGGCAAAGAUGUGGCCGGUGCAGGCUGGCUGACCGGCAGGGAUAAAGGCAUCAGGGCCUCUUCUAGGAAUGCACGGGCCAUCUCUCAGCAGCCAGGAAGACGGGCUAGAAUGUCUGCACGCUCGGCAUGAGGGGGCUGUUUGUUUCAGAGGCCAGACGACCCUAAAAAGUACAUGCGUGGAAUAGGAGAUGAAUAGGUAACGGAGCUGAAUGAUCGGGGAGCAUCUCCUCUGGUCAGAUGGGGACAACAGCUGAGUCCGUGGGAAUCUGUAUGAUCAUGAAAUGGUACUUUUAAUUUGGGUACUGUGUCAGAGAGUUUGUUUAGAAGGACUUUGAAGGAAUUCAUGUUUUUGUUUUCUUACCUGUGUCUAGACCUGUUU